Drosophila obscura is the source of this 1620-nucleotide messenger RNA. It is a transcript of the gene Gr77a, whose product is annotated as putative gustatory receptor 77a. Gene Ontology annotation, biological process: sensory perception of taste. Gene Ontology annotation, cellular component: neuronal cell body; membrane; axon. The transcript is spliced from 2 exons. Bases 54 to 1532 code for a protein of 492 amino acids. The record is from RefSeq and is a predicted model, not a curated record. Lineage: Eukaryota; Metazoa; Arthropoda; Insecta; Diptera; Drosophilidae.
GCCAGAGACAGAGAGCCAGAGAUUAUAUCUGGCUGAGUGAACGGCUUGGCUAAAUGAAAUUCAAUCAGGCUAAUAGCUGGCGUAACCAAUGGUCCAAUGCCCGAAUGCUCGAAUGCGCCAAUGCGCCAUUGCCUUUGCCUUUGCCGUUGGCUUUGAUUCGAUUAUGUGUCCUCGCCUCUGUGCCGUGCCACACCACACAGAAUGCCAGUUGCAUUCAUAACGAUAUGUCGUCCUCGUCCUCGUCGUUGUCGCUGUCGGGUUGGACAUUUCACUGGGUGCAAAGAGUGGCCAUAGCAGCGCUACUUCUGUUCUACGGACUGACCAAGUUAUUUGGCCUGAUGGCUGCCUCCACGCCGCGCAGAGGGCAGAGGGUGCGGCAGUCUCUGUACUGGCGCAUCCAUGGCUAUGUGAUGCUCAUUUUUGUGGGCUGCUUCUCGCCCUUUGCCUUCGCUUCGGUCUACCAUCGGAUGGCCUUUCUGCGCCAGAACCGCCUGCUGCUGCUGGUUGGCUUCAAUCGCUAUGUCCUGGUGCUGGUCUGCACCUUUGCCACGCUCUACAUCCACACCACGAAGCAGGAGGAGAUCGUCGGGUGUCUGAAUCAGUUGCUCCGGUGUCGGCGCCAGUUGAAGCGUCUGAUGCACACCCCAGAGCUGCGCCAGUCCAUCGACCACCUGUCCACGAGGGGCAACCUUUUAAUCGUGGGAGUGCUCAUCGGGGUGUACAUCCUGUCGCCGGUGCACACCAUCCAGAUACUCUCGUGGGACCCCGCGGUUAAAGCCAAUUUCCUGUACGCCUUCAGCCUGGUCUUCAUCUAUGCCUGCAACCUGAUCCUGCGGCUCUCGCUGGGCCUCUACGUGCUGGCCCUGUUGCUGCUCGACCACCUAGCGCAUCAUUCCAAUGAGCUGCUGGCCAGGAUCCUAGCGGAUGCUGCCUCGCUACAGCCCCCCUUUGGCUACGGCAUCAUUAGGUGGCGGCAACAGCUCUGCCGCAGCCAACAGAAGUGGCUGGCCCUGGAGCUCUGGCGCCUGCUCCAUGUCCACCACCAGCUGUUGGCCCUCUUCCGUUCGAUAUGCUCGCUCAGCGGCCUCCAGGCCGUUUGCUUUGUGGGUAUGGUGCCCUUGGAAUGCAUGGUGCACAUGUUCUUCAGCUACUUCAUGCACUACAGCAAAUUCAUUCUGCGAAAAUACCAGCGACCCUUCCCCGUGAACUAUCACAUCAUUUUCUUCACGAUGGGCCUCGUCGCCAAUCUCGUUCUGGUCAUAUGCCUCACCCAUCGGAUGAGCCGUCGCUUCGCCCACACGCGGGAGACCCUCAGGAGUGGUGUGCUGGCCCUGCCACCGGCUGGCACAGUCAAACAGCUCAAUCAAACUCUUCACUACUACGGACUGUACCUGAAGAAUGCCGAGCACAUAUUUGCGGUUAGCGCCUGUGGCCUGUUUAAGCUGAACAAUGUCCUAUUAUUCUGCAUUGUGGAGGGGAUGCUGUACUACCUGAUGAUACUCAUACAAUUUGAUAAGGUCAUAAACAAAUAGCCAAGACAGGCUAUGACAUCGGCCAAUGACAAGUGCGAUAAAUAAAUACACAUUGCGAGUAUAAAUUAAAAUUAAUAUGUUCUCUCUG